GAGGGUUCCUUUUUCACUUGGUAGCACAAAGACAGUGCCAGAGUCUGCAGUGUCCUGUAGCUGUGUGUAUAUCAUCUAAUGGAACUGUACAGAAGCUGAAACUGACUGGGGAGCAUCAAGUCCAUGCUGUAUGUGCCAUUAGAACAUUUGAAUCUUCUUGGGAAACAUGGAAACAAGGAACUGCUUUUUAAAUAUAUUUCAGGACAAUUGACACAUUCCAGGAAAAAGCAGUUGGUAUUUUUUUCUGCAAAGUUUAGAAGAAUCUGCAUUCUCUGGGAUUGUAAAGAAUUAUAAAAUGAAAACGGUUUAAAAUUUAGCCUUCAAAAUGAAUGUUGGGAAGUCUGAUGACAAAGCAAGGAAUGGCUUGAAGUCUUCCUUACUUAUAAGGGAUGAAAAUGGAAAUAGCUAUGCAUGUGACAGAAGUACACCUUCCUCAGAGAAUUGUGCCACCAAGCUACAUGGUGAUUCAACUGACCAAAAUAUAGUGGCUGAGCAUGAGGGUGAUACCAUUCUUGAAAAUAAGGGUGACUUCAGAAGUCUUUUAAAACAACAGUGUAUUCAAGUACUUGAUCUGCAGAAGACACCUGGUAAAUACAGCUGCACAGGACCUCUAUUGGGAGAUACAGAUGCUGCACACAAGUCUUCUGUGGCUGAACACACUUGUGUGUGUCCUUUGAACUGUGGCUUGGAAGCAGCGACAAGCUUAGUGAAAAGCGAUUUUGCUAUAGAAAUGAUGCGAAAUCAGAGUAUCAAACACUCAGUGCCUUACAAUCAGACUGAAUUUAAGUCUGUACUAACUCUUCCUGCUCCAGAGCAGAACAUACAGUCCCUGAAAAAUGACAGGGCAUGCUGCCAGCUGAGCAUAUUGGAUGUUGCUAAUGUUACAGGUGAAAAUCUGAGAACUGAUCAAAAUGAUGACAUGCAUUUGGGAGAAACAUUGAUCUCUUCUGAAGUAUGUAUCAGUGAGAAAUUUGAUAGAACAAGCUCAGAAAGAACACCUAAUUUCACCUGUGCAGGUGUUGAACACGAUCAAAAAAACCCUAACAACACUGAUAAAGAAUCACAGGAAACAGAAACACAGGCUGUAGAACUACCUGCUGGAUGUGUAGAGCCUUAUAAGCAAGAUGCAUUAUCACCAUGCAUUAAUAUUAAUGAGGAUGACCAAGUGAAAUCCUUGCAGAUUACUCCUUACCAUGGUGAAGCUGGGAGUUCCAAUGCUGAAAUAGGCAUGAGUAGUCUUGUAAAUAGUGUGCACCUUCUCCCAGUAGAUCAAAUGGAUGGAGAACAAGUAUCAAACAAAACAAAUGAACCAUUAACCAAAGAAAAAAGUAUCUCUGGAAACGCUGCUCUUCAGAAUAUGCACAACAUUCCUUCUAUAUCUUGCAGUGUUCCAAAAUUAAAGAAAACAGUUAUGCCUGAGCUGAAAUGCGAAGCAACUUUUGUGGUCUUCAGUCCAGCAGCUGAUGAAAGCAAUUCAUCUCUAUGUACUUCAACUCCUAAAGAACAAUCAAAAAAUAGGACUUUUUCUCUUUCAGCUUUGGAAGAACUUGGAGGCAAGUCUUCUAGACUAAGACCAAGUGAAACGUUUGUUGGAGGGCAUAACAGAAGGUCUGGGCUUAAAGCUAGUUCAGAUCAAAAUGCAAGAAAAUCAGUGGGCAGGUCUCCUACUGUAUCCACAAUAACCAAAGCAAAGAAAUCAGAGAUAGUUAGUUUUCCCAAACCUAAUUUUAAAAAUGUUAAACCAAAGGUUGUGUCUAGACCUGUGGUACAGCCUAGAGACAGUGCAGCAUUAAAAGAGUCUCCCCAGUCCCCUCAACUAUCAUCUGUCUCCUCACCUUCAAGGGUUGGUUCUCCAAGGCAAUUGUCCUCUAUAAAAGUGCUGAAAAAAACCGUAGACCUGGGUAAAGAUGCUAAGGUGGAAAUGCCUGUAAAUAAGCCCCAUAAGCUGCAUGUUAACAAACAUCUCUUCACUAGCCAAGUCGGACAUGCCACAGCACAUCCCAGAAACGCUUCCCACAAGGUUUCAAAAACACCUGUGUUAAAGCAAAGUUUGCAAGACAUUGACAAAGCAAGUGCUUCCCAUCCAGUGUGCUCCUUGGCUUCUGCUGUGCUUCCAGCAUCUGGAGAGAACUCGAAAGAGAUGUUAAAUGAUAAAAUGGAAAGUUCAAACUCCUUAAUGAUGCCUUGUACUCAAAACAUUGACCUGACCAAAGGUGGAAAAGAGCAAAGCAGCAACGUGGGAGUGCUUGUGGAAACAACAUUGGUAAAUGAUAUGGCAAAUGAAACAUUUGAGGUGCACUCUGUUCCUUUGACACCUUCUGUGAAAGAUGGGACAACACAAGGGAAAAAAAUACCAAAGAAAGAUCAAAUCACACUACGAAGUGUAUUAGCUCCCAAGGUUAAAAUGGUGCCAUCUGUGUCAACCGUGAAGAGAGGAUGUGAAAAUAAAACUACCAGCACUAUUAAAACACCUUCUCACAAAGAAGCUCUUCUGUCAUCAAGCUCUGGUGUAGGAUCUUUGCCAGGAGAGAAGCAUGCAUCAGUGAAAAAUUCUCCAUCCUCGUGGACUAGUUUUGGUAAAUCCCUUGCCAAAUCCAAAGUGCCUGUCAAAAGAUCAGUGCUUGAAAGAACACCUAGCCUCUCAUCAGUCAGCAGUGCUCAGAGUGAGCAAAGUCUUUUCAGCACUAAUUCUGCAAGUGCCACAGUCAUCAGGAAUGGAGAAUGGCCUUCAAAACCAGCCUGCCAGAAUGGCGCUUCGGGGUCUGUCCCUUUGAAAGCAUUACCAAGACCUAGGUUGCACUCGUUGAGGUCAACUCCCAAAGGAGCCAAGACCAGGUCUGCUUCACUGACCCAGUGCACACCAAAAUCAUCUGGGCCUCUACACUUGGCAAGGAAAGUCAGUGAGACUAGAGGUACUCCUGGAAGAAAUGUACACCAAAGCUUAUCCUGUUUGGGUCCUGUUGACAAGGUCAAGCAGCGGAGUCCCAAGAGCUCAUGCAUACGGACUCAAGCCUCCGCAGAUGCACGUUCACCUGGCACAAAAGCAGCCGAGUUGACACAAUACAAAACAAAAUGUGAGACCCAAAGUGGAAUCAUCGUGCAGCUGAAAAAAUUCCUGACAUCCAGUAACCAGAAGUUUGAAGCAUUAACAGUUGUCAUCCAGCACCUGCAGUCUGAGAGGGAGGAAGCACUGAAGCAGCGGAAGGAGUUAUCUCAAGAACUAGUUAACCUUCGAGGAGAACUAGUAACCACUUCUGCAGCUUGUGAGAAAUUGGAAAGAGACAGGAAUGAACUUCAAAUUGCCUAUGAAGGGUUUUUGCAGAAGUUAAACCAGCAACAUCAUGAUGAUUUAGCUGAGCUGGAGGAGAGGCUUAAACAAUUUUACACUGCAGAAUGUGAGAAACUCCAAAGUAUCUGCAUUGAGGAAGCUGAAAAGUACAAAGCUCAACUCCAGGAGCAGGUGGACAAUUUAAAUACCACACAUGAAAGCUUUAAGCUGGAACUCGAAAACAGACACUCAGAAAAAGUAGAGGAGCUGAAAAAGGAGUAUGAAUCCUCUUUUUCAGAGCUCAAGAGUACCCAUGAAUCUGAAAGGAAGUCACUUGAAGAUUCCUUUAAAGAGAAACAGGAAUUGCUGGAGAAAAAAAUCGAUGAACUAAAAACUGAAAACAACUCACUGAGUGAGAAGCUGAAAUUAGAAGAACAAAAACAAAUAGCCAAAGAAAAAGCCAAUCUUAAAAACCCACAGAUUAUGUACCUGGAACAAGAGCUAGAAAGUUUGAAAGCAGUGCUGGAGAUCAAGAAUGAGAAACUCCAUCAGCAGGAUAUAAAGCUAAUGAAGAUGGAAAAGCUGGUGGAGAACAACACAAUCUUAAUGGAUAAAUUAAAGAAGGUUCAGCAAGAAAAUGAAGAAUUAAAAGCUCGGAUGGACAAACACAUGGAGCUUUCAAGGCAACUUUCUACAGAGCAAGCUGUUUUACAGGAGUCACUAGAGAAAGAAUCAAAAGUAAACAAACGCCUGUCAAUGGAAAAUGAAGAACUUUUGUGGAAGUUGCACAAUGGUGACCUAUGCAGCCCAAGAAAACUGUCUCCCAGUUCUUCAUCUGUGCCUCUUCAGUCCCCACGGAAUUCUGGUAACUUCUCCAGUCCUGCAGUGUCACCAAGAUGACAUCUCUUGAGAGAAAGAGGGGCCUGCAUUUAAUUUCUGAUCUGCAGAACCUUUCCUAACUUUAAUCAGAGGAGAAAGAGCUAUAUUAGCCACCUAAGACAACAAAACAUAACUGGAAACUAUUUGGUGCAAAAACAGCGAUAGGAGACUGUGAAUAUAGGAGUAAGACAUUCACUCCUCCCAAAAAGACUUAUGACCUCUAUGGACAUCGUUGCACAAAGCACUUAUAGAGCGAGAAAAGACUUGUUUGUUGCCUUCUCACCUAACCAUAAGAAGCUCAGGGGCUUAAAGAUCACAACCUUUAUAAUAUGUUCCUUAUCAUCGACACUUUUUUAAGGCUGUGUGUGCGUGUGUGCGUGUGCCGUGGAUGGAAUGGGUGUAACACACUGUGCGUGUGUCUAAUGCUGCCUUCUUUGCUGUGUACGUAAUAAAGGAUAAAAGCUGAAGAACAUUGACAUGUACUUCCUUGAUACUGCUCUCAGUAUGCAUGCUUAACAGAGUACCCUUGCCUGGGAAUGAGGAGAAACUGCCACUGGUACUGUAGGCUAGUUCCCUUCAUCAUUCUGGCUGGUAAAAAAAUGGCAUGAAGACUUUUCAGCUGACUCAUUAGUGUCCUGGCCAACCCCAGUAUGCAACUUUAAUUUUAAAAACAAAAUGAAUUGGAGCCAUAUAUUGCAUGGGUUCUUGGUUUCAUGUCCAUGCACAACCCUGCCAUUUAUGGGAACUUUUUUGCAGGGUGCAAUGGAUUUUGGAUUUCAAGUCAAUAGGGUUGUAGUCAGAAACACAGUAGCCCUCAAGGUCAGAAGUUCUUAGCCGAGUUGCAUAUUUAGAAGCCUAGACCUAGCAUCUUACCUACUGAAAAGGAAGCACUAAUUUCCUGAAAAUAGCACAUCUGUUCCUGAGGAUAAACAAGAUGUGGAUUUGAAAGCCAAAGAGAAAAAUGCAAUAAUUGUAACUAGGUGCAUUCUUAAUUAAUUUCUCAAGAAGAUUAAGUAAUUUGUGAAUUCCAAUGUAGCUGGUGACACACUCUGCCUUUUUAAGCAUUAGCAUUUGUAUUAACUUUCCUCAGGGCUGGCUAAAUUCACCUGAGGAUGAGGUGGUAUCUGUGUUUAUCUUGCUAAUUCUGCCAUAUUUUCCCUCUUAGACUGCAGGAUAUUGGUGUUUUGGCAGUUCAUCAGGUGAAAAGUCCUGUACCAGAGAUUCUGUAGAGUAGGUGAAAAAGUUGUCCUGGCUGCUGGAACUGGAGGAUGAGGGUUUUUUCAGCAUUUCUGGAAAUAUCACAUGCUGAGUUUCAGCUUCAAAGGAUAAUUGGACAGCCUUGCUCCACCCUUGAUCACACCUGUUUAAGAUGACUGCUCUGUACCUACUAAACCAGGUUUGGCUUCAGAUUAGUCUUAAAAAAUACUACUGCUGCUUACAGUAGCUUGGGCUUCACAGCAGGGCCGGGACAUUGUUACACUGCUGGUUAGCUAAUGCUGGUAGCUGGCUGAAUUUCCCUGUCUUUUUCAGUAGCUCGGGGACAGGAAUCAAGGGCAUGGGAAAGCAUUUAGGAAACAACUGGAGAACCACUUCAAACUAUUCUACCUUGCAAAUUCUUGGCUAGUAAUGAGGAACACAGACAUAGAAACAAGACUGUUAACAGUGCUCAUGCAGUAAGUAAAUUUGUAAUAUAUUUAAACUUGUGAUUGACUGUUUCAUCAUUAAAUUUACUUAAACCUCUCAUAAUGUACAAGUUAAGGGUGCCAUUUCUAUGGAACAUUAUGCUUUCUUUUAAUCCUUUUUAGGGCACUGUACAUACCACUUACUAGUGGUGUCAGUACUUAAAAUGUUUACUAGGAGGUUCCAAUUUAACUAUGAAAAUCCUAUGUAGGCUACAACUUGGCUUUAAAUGUCUUGGAACAUUCUUACUUUCUAUGGUCAAAGAGAUUUGAUGGCAUGUAUUUGAGCUGAAUGCUUUACAAUAAAUUUUUUGUACCAACUGAAGGAUUUUUCUUCUGCUUGUUUUAGUCAAAGAAUCUUUAAGGAGGAACAUUUUUUCACUUACUAAAAAACUUUUAGUAUCUGUUCAGCACAGCAAAACAGCAAUGAUGAAGCUUCAUGGCAUAAAUUAUUAGAGUAUUAGAAAAAUUUUCCCUUGUUAUUCCACUUGUAGGUAGAAGAUAAAGGUAUAUGGAGACAAAGAAAAAUGGAGCUUGCUUGUGAUUCUUGAGAACAUUCUGCAUGUGAGAAAAGCCACAGGUAGAAGUUAGCAGUAUAGAAGGUCUGUCACAAGGACACUUGCCUAGCCACCAGUAAGAACUUUAUUACUUUAGUUGCAGUGUAAUUCCUUGAAUAAAACAUGCUAAGUAGAGUGCACACAAAUGUUUGAAGGUCAAAUAUGGCAUUGUCUGUGUAGCAAGAGCAGGGAAAGCUUUUCCAGGCUACCAAACAGGAAAGUAAGUAUGGUAGAGUAGGUAAUAAUACAAAGACUGUUAAUUUGUUGAUAAUUUACCUCCACAAUACAGGAGACUCUUCAUAUCUAAACUGCUUGGAAGUAGACUCUUUAAUGCUUUUAUGAAGAAAUGAAGACUGCUUGUAUGUAGAAAUCAGACUACAGAAAUACCUGUUUAGUGUUUGUCCUGUUGGUCUCAACAAAUUAAAUAAUUCUGCUAAUCUGUAAAUACUGUUUCAAUGUUUUUCUCUGUUGAGUAUUAGUAUUUCAAUCUUUAACUUAAGUACCAUGUGUUAGUAAAGGCUUUAUUCAAUCCAGUAACUGUUACA
Molecule: messenger RNA, 6928 nt
Organism: Cyanistes caeruleus (blue tit)
Lineage: Eukaryota; Metazoa; Chordata; Aves; Passeriformes; Paridae
Gene: MTUS1
Product: microtubule associated scaffold protein 1
Biological process (GO): regulation of macrophage chemotaxis
Cellular component (GO): cytoplasm; nucleus
Molecular function (GO): microtubule binding
Source: RefSeq, a predicted model, not a curated record